AUGAAUAAUAUCGAAAGUUCUCACGAUGCGAACGGGGUCCCUUUUCAAAGUUCCACGCCUCAAGAAAUACUGCAGGCAUCUGGGGAAAUAGACUCACGACUAGUCAGUGAACGAGAAACAACUGCACUUCAAGGCACCCGCCAGCUACCUGAGACCGAAGAUAAAGAAAUUUUGGACGCUUGGAUUAAGUCACUUGUAGAACAGCUCAAAACUUUGGGCACUAAAAUCAGCCAGAAAAAAUUGGAUGCCGCAGAGCUGGAUGCAAAGAGCAUCCUUCAACAGCUCGGCCCGACGAAAACGCUCCCAUCCGCAGACAAACGUCGUCAGAAAGGCCUAGAAGUCCUUGAGUCCCUCAGCAACGUGAUAUUAUCCAAUAUUGUAAACUUCUCCCGCAAUCAACACUAUCUCGAUAUUGCUUGCCACGUUAUCGAUGAAUCGUUGCCAUUCUUACCGCCCGACCACCCAGCACCCGCUGACUGGCUUUUCAAUUUGGCUAAAUGCUAUCAGCUCCGAUACGAACUUGCGGAAGGUCCUAUGGACAUCCAAAAUGCUAUAACUUGCUUGGAGAACGUCGUGAGACUCACCCCGCUCGGCCACCCAAAACAACUAUUUCGGAUCGAAUCGCUUGGAGAGGCACAUCGGCAGCGCUGGGAUCGAACCAAAGACUCCAACGACCUUACUAAGGCUUUGGAAUACUAUUCCACAGCCAGUUCACUUGAACCUCAAGAUAGCGCAGCGAUUCCCUCUCUUUAUGCGAAAAUGGCCGGGCUAUUUUCGGCAUGGUCUCAAGCAGACAGACAUUACGAGCUCGAAGGACUCGGCAGGGCUGUAGAACUUCAAAAAUACGCGAUUAGUCUAGUCGCAGAAGGAGAUGCCCGUCUCCCAACGUACCUUCGCACCCUCGGCCGAUAUUAUCAUCACAGGUUCAAGCGCUCGGGAAAUAAAGAUGAUGCCGAAUCCGCAAUAGAGUCUCAAACCAAAGCCAUGGGGCUUAGUCCUGAGGGAAGCAUGGAUAAACUAAAUAUCAUGAGCGACCUCGGGAGCUCUUAUCAGGCUAGAUUCGCUUACUUAGGUAACCUGGAGGACUGUAACAGCGCUGUUCGACUCCAUGAAGAAACGGUAUCCGCCACGUCUGAUGGUGAUCCCAACAUAGUCGUAUUCCUUUCGAGUCUCGGAACCUCGUAUUUAGAACGCUUCGCCUAUUUGGGUAUAAAGGAUGAUCUUUCCAAAUCAAUGGACAUUUUGUCCCGAGCAGUGUCGCUUACACCGGCAGGCGACAAGGAUCUUCCUGGCCGACUCAAUAAUCUCGGCCUAGCGUACAAUUCUCGCUUUCAAUACUUUGGAAAAUUACCAGACAUUGACAAGGCAAUCGAGCUCCAAGGGUCGGCGAUGCAGCUCUCAGCGAAUGGUCAUCAGCAAUACUUAUCAACAAUAUACGGAAACUUAGGCAACUCUUUUCAUUCUAGAUUCUCUCGGCUAAAACGUGUGUCUGAUAUUGAAUCUGCAAUCUUUGUUCAAACUCAGGCAGUGAAGAAUACUCCCGAUGAACAUCCAACCAUGCCUGGGCUACUAGACAGUCUUGGCUCUGCCUAUGAAUCGCGUUUCAGAUUUAGACCCUCACGCCGGAAAAUGGAUGACUUGAACAGGGCCAUAGAAUACAAGACCCGUGCUGUAAACCUAACUCCAGCAGGCAACUCAAAGUUGGCUACCUAUUUGAAUAACCUUGGUCUUGCUUAUGGAGCUCGAUUUUCUCAGUUAGGCCAGGAAGAAGAUGGGAACAAGGCCAUCGACCACUUGAACCGAGCAGUGGAACUGACACGUGAUGACCAUUCAGAUAAACAGAAUUGGUUAAAUAACUUGGGUAAUUCGUAUAGGGAGCGGUUCCGGGUCCGCAAAGAGCUCCAAGACUUUGAACUUGCUAUCGCUACCCUAUCUCGGGCUAUAUCGCUCACCGACGAAGGACAUUCAAAUAUGCCUAUGAUGCUGAGUAACAUGGCGCUCUCUUACCUUUAUCGAUUUGAACAAUCCGGUGACCAAGAAGCACUAGAUAAAUCUAUUACUCUAUUUCAAAGGUCCUCUCGGUCCUCUUACGGCCAUCCUAUCAAUAAAUUCAAUUCAACGCGUAUCUUAGCAUAUUUGUUGCUGUCAAACUCUCGUCCUGGGUUUGUUGAGGCAUAUCAAUCAGCUGUUAAUUAUUUGCCUCAAGUAGUCUGGCUCGGGGAUAUUGCAAGCACAAAGCUUUACCAGGUACAACAACUCAGCGACUUCAUUGAAGAGGCGGCUGCGGCUGCAAUGGAAGCUCAAGAAAUCUCUCUUGCCCUUGAAUGGCUUGAACAAGGGCGUUCAAUAGUGUGGGGUCAGCAUCUCCAGCUUCAAACACCUCUUGAUGAGCUUUCGUCCAUUAAUUCUGAACUGGCCGGUCACCUCAAAGAAGCCGCAGACGAGCUAUAUAGCAGCGCGUCUGGAAUUUUUUCGUCCCCAAUCUCCGAUGCUAGUCUGUAUUUAAAACCUAUGAGCUGGAAUGUUCAACAACAACACCAGAUGGCAGAUCGAUAUGAGAGACUUCUGGAUGAAGCGCGCAGAAUUCCUGGUUUUGAACGUUUCCUACGUCCCAAGCAAGUUUCCGAGCUUUUUCAGGCCGCUCGAUACGGCCCUGUCGUCGUUGUUAAUGCACACAAAUCAAGAUGCGAUGCCCUCAUCCUACUCCCAAAAAAGAACGACCUUAUACAUGUCCCCCUUCCGAAUCUUUAUCGCAACAAGAUACUAGAUUUUAAUUUACCCCCCGAAAUUUUGGCGAAGUCAUCCGAUGACACCGCAGAGUUUGAGGGCCUCAGAGGAGUUCGUUUAAAGGCGGGAAAAGAUCAAUUCGAGAGCACCCUGUGCGAAUUGUGGCUAUGUGUUGUAAAACCAGUCCUCGAAGCCCUUGGGUAUCCAAAUGACCGCCCACCAGAUGAGCCCAUCCACAUGACAUGGAACACCACAGGCCCUCUAUCGCUACUCCCACUCCACGCGGCUGGGGACUACAGCAGGCCUCUCACGAGGCUGUACAAUUUUGCAUUUUCCUCCUACAUUCCAACUCUGAGUGUCCUUCUGCGCUCCAACCCAUCGCCUCAUGCCCACUCCCGUAUUAUGGCCGUCGGCCAGGAGGCAACGCCAGGACAAGCGCCACUUCCAUGUACCAAGCAAGAGCUAGAAUUCAUUCAAAUCCAUGCUAAGGAUUCGAUUCACUAUACUCAACUUACAGGCUCCGAAGCCACGGCACAGGCCGUAAUCUCCGAGAUGGAAGAUUCUGACUGGAUUCACUUUGCUUGUCAUGCGUAUCAACAGCCCUUUGCACCGUUAGAUUCUAGCUUCAAGUUACACGAGAGCGACUUGAGGCUUCGACAAAUCAUGCAAAAGCAUUUUCGGAAUAAGGGAUUGGCCUUUUUGUCUGCUUGCCAGACUGCAUCCGGUGACAAGAACCUUCCUAAUGAGUCGUCACACCUUGCCGCGGGGAUGCUGAUAGCUGGCUACCCUUGCGUCAUAGCUACAAUGUGGGCGAUUGUAGAUAGUGAUGCUCCCUUAGUUGCAGACCAUGUAUAUUCGCAACUGAUCAAGGGUGGGAAGCUGAAUUAUGAAGGGUCUGCAAGAGCGCUGCAUGAUGCGGUUGCAGUGCUAAGAGAAAAGGUUGGGGAGAAAUCUUUUACGAGAUGGGCUCCUUUUAUUCAUGUUGGAUCAUAA
Messenger RNA from Rhizoctonia solani, 3720 nucleotides. RefSeq names its product CHAT domain protein. Lineage: Eukaryota; Fungi; Basidiomycota; Agaricomycetes; Cantharellales; Ceratobasidiaceae. Gene Ontology annotation, molecular function: protein binding. The record is from RefSeq and is a predicted model, not a curated record. The transcript is spliced from 6 exons. The coding region runs from base 1 to 3720 and encodes 1239 amino acids.